Diaporthe citri is the source of this 567-nucleotide messenger RNA. RefSeq lists its product as uncharacterized. Bases 1 to 567 code for a protein of 188 amino acids. Gene Ontology annotation, biological process: post-translational protein targeting to endoplasmic reticulum membrane. Gene Ontology annotation, cellular component: TRC complex. Lineage: Eukaryota; Fungi; Ascomycota; Sordariomycetes; Diaporthales; Diaporthaceae. The transcript has 2 exons. The record is from RefSeq and is a predicted model, not a curated record.
AUGUCAGCCACCAAAGUCUGGAGCCGACGCCCCGACGCCGAGGAGAAGGCUCGGCAGCCGCCCGCGCCGGCUAGGCCCAUCGCCGCUCCGCCAAGCGAUCUCGAGGCGCUCAAGCAGGACGGCGACUCAUUCACGCUCGAGUCCUUCACCUUCGACGACGCCUGGGUGCUCGGCAACCUGCUCCGGCGGCGCCUGCUGCCCGUCCCGACGGCGACGGUCAUCUCGAUCGCGCUCGCCAACAGCGGGCAGGUGCUGUUCCAGACCGUGACGGGGUCCGGGGUGAUGCCGGACAACGAGAUCUGGGUGCAGCGGAAGCGCAACACGGUGCUGCGGUGGGGGAGCAGCACGUGGCUGCAGCACUGCAAGUACGACGGCGACGAGGCCGCGUUCAGGGCCAAGUUCGGCAUGAGCGAGGAGGUCGCGUCGCGGUAUGCCAUCCACGGCGGGGCGGUGCCCAUCCGUGUCAAGGGGGUCGAGGGGGUGGUUGCUGUUGUUGUUGUUAGUGGGUUGAAGCAGCAUGAGGAUCAUGGGGUUAUUGUUGAGGUUAUCAAGGAGAACUGGCAGUAA